UUGAGUAUAAAACAUCCAUUCCCAACAGAAACGCUCCAUACCAGUCUGGGUGUAACGUUGGCCACUGAGUUUGCAAAGUAACCAAAAGCAACUGCAGCAGAAAUUGUGUAUUAAACACAAUGUCCAUCUUCUGGAGCUUGGUAAAUGUUUCUAAAGGACAACAUUUCACCGUAAUGUUGUGCGUCCUGAGUUUGGUCGUCUCUCCAAAGCCAGAAUGGAAACAGGGAACACUUUCUAGGAAAUUAGGGACGGUGUAAGUGAAAAGUAACAACAAGGCAAAAAUCUACAAAAGUUGCAAAACAGGGAAUCCUGGAAGCACUCAGUAGGUCAGACAGCAUCUGCGGAGAGAGAAGCACGGCUGCAUUUAUCAGUCCAAUGGAGCUGUCACUGUUCUGAAGAAAGCAUGGAUGCCACCAAAGCUUCAAACACCAAUACCACAGGUGCAUAUCCAGAAGACACCAACUCAACAUAUAAACCCGACACUGCCAUAAAAGAGACAAAGCCUUCUGUUCCAAACAAUUUCCCUGAGGAAUCCUCCACAGCCCCCAAAAUAAUUCAGAACGGUGAUGGACGUAUUGUCUCUGAGGGAACCCAAGCGAAUUCAGAUACCAUACCAGCCACUGAUUCAUUCAACAGAGUUAAAGAAAAAUACAAAAUGCAGGGUGAAGAGCCCCAGUCUGACCACCCUGUGGUGUUCACCACUUUACUUGUCACUGGGCUACUGGCUGCUACAGGGAUACUGGCUGGGUCCUACUACUCCUACAAGAAGAAGAAGACUGCCCCGUGCACGAGACUGGCCGAGGAAGCUGAUGCACUGGAUCAUGACAGCGUAAUGUUUUCUGGUGCUUCAGAGGACCAGUCAGAUGCACAUGAUAAGCCCAAAGUGAACGGAGAAGCCCAGGAGAAGGGAGAGAACACCAAGCCUGCAACAGGAGGAGCAACAGGGGAGAGCCAAGUGAAGAAAGGGAAAGAGGAGGGGGACACCGAGCUCUAGAGCAAGGUGUCUGACCUCACCGAAGGUACUAUACCUUUGACUAAAGGAACUUGGCAUAAAGCAUUUGAUUUUAAAACAAAGUUAAAAGGCUUGCUCACAAAGGUUAGGGUUAGGGGUAAGACAGUUCAGCUUGGACCUAGUUAACAGUCCAGAGUGGAAGAUGCCUUCACUCUGAGAGGUGGUGAGGUACCAGUUCAACUCAUUCUGAACAGAAAGUAACUGAGCUGGUGAUUGCAUGAAGGGAGUGUACCUGAUCAGUGGAGUGGGAGGCAGUUACAAAGGGGUGACCUACCGUGAAGGCGGGUUAAUACCUUCACUGAGUGUAGAGUGGUGAAAUCUCCUCUUCCCAUCUCUCUCAGACCUCAGCUCCAUGGGCUUAGUUACAGAAAGAACCAUCUCAUCUCAUCCACACACUCAGACAGUUCCCCAGUCACUCAACAACACUGGAAGGUUAACCAGCCACUGGACAGUGCUCUUAAUGAGCAUGUUAUGUCUGCAACCCAUGUGGAUGGAGGAGUUGGCCCCAUUUCCCCUCUGCUCCUACAUGAGCUGAGGUGAGAAUCCUCCAUAGAUCCAAAACCACCAGGUCAGCGUGCCUGGUGGAUUCAUGGACACUUGGGACAAUUCCUUCCUUUGUGAAUAUAUUGGUCCUCCAGGAACUGGCUGCCACACCUAGAGACUAACGGGAGCCCGUCCCUGCAGGAGGACCGGGAACUGCAUCUGCCAGACAUUGGAAUCUUCUCCCACCACCUCUGAGCUGCUUUGCUUGGUUGGGUUCCCAGUUGGGAAGUGGUCCAAAGUGAAUUAAUCAGCAAAAGCUGACACCAAUGCAGUAGAACGAUUAGGAUGCACAUUAACACACCAACCAACACCAGGUCCUCCCCAGAAGCACACUGCCUGAACUGCCCCUUCACCACCCGCCCCGGAACCUACCUGGGAUGGUGCAACAGUGACGGGGGCAGGAACACAUCUCAGUGACUGCACUGGAUGGAUGUUCACUCAGGCAGCUCCGGGAACAAGGGACGUUUUCCUCAGUCCCUCUGCCCUCGGUCCCUCUGCCAUCAGUCCCUUCUUCCUCAGUCCCUUCCUCCCUCAGUCCCCACCUCCCUCAGCCCCCACCUGCCUCAGCCCCCACCUCCCUCAGUUGCCACCUCACGCUCCUCGGGAAAUUUGUGCCGGUCCCAGGGAGCGUCAGUUGUCCGCAGAAGGUGACUUUGGCCCAGCCUCGGGAGAGCUCCUGGCCCUGUGGCCAAGCUCUUCCAGUCCCUUUUAAAUAAAAUGCUUUACAGUCGGCUGUCUUGUUCCGAUAACGGACAUAGUACCAGAUCCCUGUGAACAGGAGCGUGUUCCACACACCCUACCUGGGAGUGUUAUAACAUCCUGUAAAUGGUUCAUAUCAAAUCAUCAUUGGAAUGUUGUAGAUGUAGAUACAAGCUAAUUUAAUGAUCACAGGAUAUUUUUCUUUACUGUGCUAAUUCAACACGUGUGACCACAGAACCAGAAAUGGCAGGAGCUCACUCGAUGGGGUAGGGAAUGUGAACUGCUUCCUGUGUCAAUGGACUGUGUUUUAACAUAAUGAGUUCAGGCUACCUGAAGAAAUCUAAAGGGAAAUUCAUCUCCUAACUCUUCAAACCCUCCUGCAAGGUUUUCUAUAGUCCUGUGUGUUUGAUUAUUGAACUGUAUAGAAUACAGACACUUGUAAUAAUGUGCCACUAAUCUUUGAUCUUCAGGCCAGACUUUAGAGAUGGUAAAAUAUGAAAUGCAUUGUUGCAUUUUUCUUCUGUCUGGGUGCUUUGAAAUAUGUUAAAUGCUUGUUUUUGAUUACAAAUGACAAAACAAUAUUUGGAGAAAAACCUUGUGUUUAACCACAUUGUGAGCGUAUUGUCUCACCUGAGUUUCUCCAGGUGUUAAGAUAACUAACACUGACCUGCCCCUGGGGUAGGGACCCAGAAUGUUUUAACAUUGUCUGAUGAAUGUGAAUUGUAUUUUUAACAGAAAUA
Molecule: messenger RNA, 2994 nt
Organism: Pristis pectinata (smalltooth sawfish)
Lineage: Eukaryota; Metazoa; Chordata; Chondrichthyes; Rhinopristiformes; Pristidae
Exons: 6
Coding region: 404-994 (196 amino acids)
Biological process (GO): cell adhesion
Cellular component (GO): membrane
Source: RefSeq, a predicted model, not a curated record